AUGGCCCAGCAAUCGUGUCAGUGGGGCUAUGACAGUGACAACGGACCUGAGCACUGGCACAAAUAUUACCCUAUUGCCAAAGGAGACAAUCAGUCACCUAUUGAAAUCAAUAUCAAAGAUGUCCAUUAUGAACCCUCUCUUCUGCCUUGGUUUGUUGGAUAUGAUCCUGUCGGAGCUAGGGCCAUAGUGAACAAUGGGAGAACCUGCAAAGUUGUGUUUGAUGACACUUUCGAUAGAUCAGUGCUGAGAAGUGGACCACUCCCAGGUAUCUACAGACUGCGUCAACUUCACUUUCAUUGGGGUUCUUCUAAUGACCAUGGCUCUGAGCACAUUGUGGAUGGAAUGAAAUAUGCGGGAGAGCUUCAUUUGGUACAUUGGUAUUCAAAAUACAGUAAUUACGCUGAAGCUUUGAGAAAUUAUGAUGGUGUGGCUAUUUUGGGCAUUUUUCUGCAAGUAGGAAAAACUCCCAAACCAGAGAUGAAGAGAAUUCUUGAAGAAAUAAAUGGUAUUAAAACAAAGGGAAAAGAGGCUCCUUUUUCAAACUUUGAUCCAUCAAUUCUUUUUCCUAAAUCUUGGGACUAUUGGACCUACCAUGGCUCCCUCACUGAACCUCCUUGUGAUGAGUGUGUUACCUGGAUUCUUUUGAGGGAACCUAUUAUUGUCAGCCCAGACCAGAUGGCAAAGCUCCGUAGCCUUUCCAUCAAUGCUGAGACAGAACCUGUUCGCCCCAUGGUGGAUAACUGGCGCCCUCCUCAGCCUCGGCAUUUCAGGAUGGUGAGAGCCUCGUUCCAAUAA
Molecule: messenger RNA, 795 nt
Organism: Emys orbicularis (European pond turtle)
Lineage: Eukaryota; Metazoa; Chordata; Testudines; Emydidae
Product: carbonic anhydrase 3-like
Exons: 7
Coding region: 1-795 (264 amino acids)
Cellular component (GO): cytosol
Molecular function (GO): carbonate dehydratase activity; zinc ion binding
Source: RefSeq, a predicted model, not a curated record